Messenger RNA from Heteronotia binoei (common prickly gecko), 832 nucleotides. Its product is annotated as dipeptidyl peptidase 8-like. Lineage: Eukaryota; Metazoa; Chordata; Lepidosauria; Squamata; Gekkonidae. Gene Ontology annotation, molecular function: serine-type peptidase activity; dipeptidyl-peptidase activity. Gene Ontology annotation, biological process: proteolysis. Bases 1 to 576 code for a protein of 191 amino acids. The record is from RefSeq and is a predicted model, not a curated record. The transcript is spliced from 5 exons.
AUGCAUCCUACACCCAUCGUAGGAAGUGCGAGGAGCGACAGCGGACAAAUUGAAAUUAAUGACCAAGUAGAAGGAUUGCAGUACCUGGCCUCCCGAUACGAAUUCAUUGAUUUGGACCGCGUUGGUAUUCACGGCUGGUCUUACGGGGGAUACCUUUCCCUCAUGGCGUUGUUGCAGAAGCCGGACAUCUUCAAGGUGGCUGUCGCCGGGGCCCCGGUUACGUUGUGGCUGUUCUAUGACACGGGAUACACCGAACGCUACAUGGGUCACCCAGAUCAGAACGAGCAAGGUUAUUACCUGGGCUCUGUGGCGAUGCAAGCGAAUAAGUUUCCUUCCGAGCCCAACCGGCUGUUGCUGCUUCACGGAUUCCUGGAUGAAAACGUCCACUUUGCGCACUCAAGCAUCUUGCUGAGUUUCCUGGUGAGAGCCGGGAAGCCGUACGAUCUGCAGAUUUACCCUCAGGAGCGACACAGCAUCCGGGUUCCCGAAUCAGGAGAGCACUAUGAACUUCACCUGUUGUACUACCUUCAAGAGAACCUGGGGUCCCGCAUGGCUACACUGAAGGCGAUGCAGUGACACUCUCCCCUCCCGUCGUCCCCCCCCCCCCCCCGAGGAGCUGCGGGCGCAGACACCCCUUCAGCGGCUUCACCGAACGCAGCACCUGAGACCAGCCCGUCCCCACCCGGUGCCGAUGAAUCAAACCCCUCACACUGCCUUGCUAUCUUCUUGAUUUUUAAAAGUCCGACCGGUGCCAUAUGAGGAGACGCCCGUACAGCAGCCUCGAUAAUUUUAAAUGUAAAUAAUAAUAAAGUAACUGUCUGUGCUGCCUAGG